GCUGGCAGAGCUUCUGUCCAGGGAGCAGAUCUUCAACAGAAUGGAACGGAAUGAAACCUGCAAAAACUGGCUGGCAGCGGAGGCUUCCCUGGAAAAGUACUACCUUUCCAUCUUUUAUGGGAUUGAGUUUAUUUUGGGAAUCCUUGGAAAUACAAUCGUUGUUUUUGGCUACCUCUUCUGUAUGAAGAACUGGAAUAGCAGUAACAUCUAUCUCUUUAAUCUCUCCAUCUCUGACUUCGCGUUUUUGUGCACCCUUCCCAUGCUGAUGAGAAACUAUGCCAAUAGUGACUGGAUAUACGGAGAUGUGCUCUGCAUAAGCAACCGAUACGUGCUCCACGCGAACCUCUACACCAGCAUUCUUUUCCUCACUUUCAUCAGCAUCGAUAGAUACUUGCUCAUAAAGUAUCCUUUCCGAGAACACCUUCUGCAAAAAAAGGAGCUUGCUAUUUUAAUCUCUUUGGCCAUUUGGGUUUUAGUAACCUUAGAGUUAUUGCCUAUACUCCCUCUUAUAAAUCCUAUCGUAACUGAAAAUAACACCCACUGUAAUGAUUAUGCAAGUUCUGGGGAACCUGAAUACAACCUCGUUUACAGCAUAUGUCUGACCUUAUUGGGGUUCCUCAUUCCUCUGCUCGUGAUGUGCUUCUUUUAUUACAAGAUUGUUCUCUUUCUAAAGCACUGGAGCAGGCAGCUCACUACCGCUUUGCCCCUUGAAAAGCCUCUCAACUUAGUUAUCAUGGCAGUGGUCAUCUUCUCUGUGCUUUUCACGCCCUACCACAUCAUGAGGAAUGUGCGGAUUGCUUCACGCCUGGGGAACUGGAAGCAGCACCAAUGUACUCAGGUCGUUAUCAACACCUUAUACAUUGUGACUCGGCCUUUGGCAUUUCUGAACAGUGUCAUCAACCCUGUCUUCUAUUUCCUCAUGGGAGAUCAUUUCAGGGAGAUGUUGCUGAACAAAUUUAGGCAAUACUUAAAAUUUCUUACAUCCUUUAGAAAAUGAGCUUAUGAACUUGAGUUUUCAUUUAGAAAAAAA
Lepus europaeus (European hare) is the source of this 1030-nucleotide messenger RNA. It is a transcript of the gene SUCNR1, whose product is annotated as succinate receptor 1. Gene Ontology annotation, molecular function: G protein-coupled receptor activity. Gene Ontology annotation, cellular component: plasma membrane. NCBI's taxonomy places the organism in Eukaryota, Metazoa, Chordata, Mammalia, Lagomorpha, Leporidae. Gene Ontology annotation, biological process: G protein-coupled receptor signaling pathway. The record is from RefSeq and is a predicted model, not a curated record. The transcript has 2 exons. The coding region runs from base 41 to 997 and encodes 318 amino acids.